Ectocarpus siliculosus is the source of this 690-nucleotide messenger RNA. The record is from the annotation of a GenBank genome assembly. NCBI's taxonomy places the organism in Eukaryota, Phaeophyceae, Ectocarpales, Ectocarpaceae.
AUGGGCCCCAUCAAGCUCAAAGUUUCCACUCUUCAGCACCAGUACUUCGCCGGGAGCGUGGUCAAAGGAAGUGUCGAAGUUCAGGUUUGCACGAAAAACAACAAGGAAUCUUCUGCGGAUGAACUCAAGCUUCGACUGGUCGGUCACGUCAAAACAGCGGUUGAUUACUCGACCGACAAAGGAGAAGAAACAAAGAUGGCCCGCGAAGACAAGGAGAUACUGUCCUACGAUGUGCAGCUUGGAUCGUUCGGUGGGAAGGCAGCCAGUGGGGUCCACAACUUUCUCUUCUCGGUCACCCUCCCUGCGGGCUUGCCUCCCUCGAUGACGGUAUCGCCCAUUCUGACGGUUGGAGCUGGAGGGACGGAAGUUCAGCCUGGGGGGGGCUCGGUCGUGCUGGCGCAGGCCGCGCCGUGCCCCUCUCCGCAAACUAUGCCAUAUCCCGCGGGACCAACGCAGCCCUCGCCGUACCUCGCUCCGCAGACUCCGCAGUAUUCUACUGGGCCAUAUGGCUCAGCGCAGACCGUACCGUACCCUACCCCGCAAGGUGCGACAUAUGGGGCCCCGCCUGAGGCUUCUCUCGGCUACACGCCAGGCAUACAGUGCUACCCUACCCACCAGGCUGUCGCUGCGGUGAAGGUGGAUGAAAAUGGAAGAGUGAUCCCUCGGGUGGUGCCUCAUGGAGGAGGAUGA